Aegilops tauschii subsp. strangulata is the source of this 366-nucleotide messenger RNA. The record is from RefSeq and is a predicted model, not a curated record. NCBI's taxonomy places the organism in Eukaryota, Viridiplantae, Streptophyta, Magnoliopsida, Poales, Poaceae.
AUGGCGUCCGCGCGCCCCUCCAGCGGCUUCUUCGCCGAGAUCCGGUUCCGCGAGAUGCGCCUCGGCCUCGGCACUUUCGACACCGCCCAUGAGGCCGCCCGCGCGUACGACACGGUGGCGUGGCACCUGUGGCGGCCUCGUAGGGAGAUGAACUUCCCCAACGUGCCGACGCGGGAGCAGGCGCAGGAGCUUGCGCCUCCGCCGCGGCUUAUUACCGAUGAGGAUCGUCGCGACAACCGAAGAAGGGAGAUGCCGAGACGGACGAGGAAGCCAAGGCGUGGUGGCGCCAAUGCUUCCUGCAGUACAUCAUCAAUGAGCACGUCGGAGGAGGACAUCUCCGAGGCGGAGUCGGACGACGAGGAGUAG